AUGUCUCCGUCGGGUCUUUCUUCUGGCAAUCCUACGCCGUUGAAGCCGCUGUAUGGGCAUGAAGAGGAAAGUUUUACCGGUUACCAACAUAGGGGGCUAUUUGAAGACCACGAGAACAUCAAAGUGGCCUUAAAUGAGGAUGCUAUCCUCAAAGCACGCAUCCGCCGUCUUCGUGUAAUCUCUCGUGUCCUUGCCUUCCUCAUCUCUGUCGGCGUCCUAAUUCCCAUUACCAUGACGCUUGCAAAGUACCUCGGUACCAAAGAUACGUUCCGCACUAUCGUACAAGAUGGUCAGACAAUCGAGCGCACUGCAUGGGCGAAAAACACGCGCGCGUGGCCAACCUGGAUGUACUUCGCGAUCGCUGCUCUGUCAGCCCUUCUCAACUUUGGCACCGUCUUCUCGUACAGAUUCGGCGUCGAAACAGCAAAUGCUGCGAACUAUGUGACGUCCGCUUUUAGUUGGAUCGUCAUACUGGGCAACUUUGUGGUAUGGAGUGUGGCGGCGGGAAUGUACAGAGGUGAAAAGGAUAAAGACGGCAAGAGUAAUGAUUUGUGGGGCUGGACGUGCAGUGCGGGCGCGAGAGCUAUACAGAAGGAGUUCGCGGGCGACGUGAACUUUGAUCGGUUCUGUAACGUGCAGAGCGUCAGUUGGUAUAUCGGCUUAGUACAGGCCGGUGCUGCGCUGUUGACUGUGGUGAUUUACAUUUUGGUUCUCAUGCGCAGGAGGUCGAAGAAGAAUCUCGACCAGCAAUUGCGAGUGAGUGGAUUCGAGCCAGGGAGACACGGAUGA
Messenger RNA from Parastagonospora nodorum SN15, 789 nucleotides. RefSeq lists its product as hypothetical. Bases 1 to 789 code for a protein of 262 amino acids. The transcript has 3 exons. NCBI's taxonomy places the organism in Eukaryota, Fungi, Ascomycota, Dothideomycetes, Pleosporales, Phaeosphaeriaceae. The record is from RefSeq and is a predicted model, not a curated record.